AUGAAACAUAAAUAUGUUGAAAUCACAAGUCAUCUUAAAUUCUAUAUCAGACUUUCCUGUUUUUUGCUGAGGAAUGGAAAUCAACAAAGAACAAUACACCACUUAAUUUCAUCCCUAUCAAAAAUUAACUUGUGUGCAGGUGACCACCAAAUCUCCUAUGCCUGUAGACAAACUCUGAAUUCUGUGAAAGAUAAAAACAAUUUAGGGUGUGUUCAGCAGUGUGCAUCAAUCUCUAAGAAGAACUAUGAGUUUCCAGUUGUCUUGGAGACAGAUUUAGAGGAGGAUAUUGUCAAAGGGAGUGGGCCGGGAGGACAGUCGGUCAAUAAGACGUCAAACUGUGUGGUCCUGAAACACGUACCCACGGGCAUAAUGGUCAAGUGUCAUGAAACCAGAUCCCUACUUAAAAAUAAAGAAAUUGCUAGAGAAAAAAUGAGAGAAAAAGUGGAUGAUUUCAUAAAUGGAGAAAAUAGUUACUCUUCACAAGUGAUUAGAGAAAAGAGAGACAAGAAGCUGAAAGCCAAGCAAAAGUCUAGAAAGAAGUACCAACUUCUGAAAGACGAGAAGACAAGCACCUCAAAGACGGAGGCCAGGGAUUCAAGGACGGAGGCCGGCUACUCAAAGAUAGUGAACUCUGACCCUAACCUUGACACAGACCUAAAUAACACUGACAGUGGACAAUAGUGAUUCUGAGAUUAAGGUCACAGAUGCUGACAAAACAAUUAAAUAAUGCACACUAAUAAUGAGAUUUUAUCUCUCUCAUCUGUCCUA
Molecule: messenger RNA, 768 nt
Organism: Saccostrea cuccullata (small rock oyster)
Lineage: Eukaryota; Metazoa; Mollusca; Bivalvia; Ostreida; Ostreidae
Product: mitochondrial translation release factor in rescue-like
Exons: 4
Coding region: 1-681 (226 amino acids)
Biological process (GO): translational termination
Cellular component (GO): mitochondrion
Molecular function (GO): translation release factor activity
Source: RefSeq, a predicted model, not a curated record